Molecule: messenger RNA, 360 nt
Organism: Nestor notabilis (Kea)
Lineage: Eukaryota; Metazoa; Chordata; Aves; Psittaciformes; Psittacidae
Product: pseudouridine-5'-monophosphatase-like
Exons: 2
Coding region: 1-360 (119 amino acids)
Molecular function (GO): phosphatase activity
Source: RefSeq, a predicted model, not a curated record
AUGCAGAGUGAUAAUGCAGUAGGUAACAUGUACAAGCUGGAACACAAGAAACUCCUGCUAGAUGCUUGGGAAACCAUUUUCACCAUAGGGGUUGCCCAGGAGCUAUGUAGAAUCUGCAUCCUUGAAGAUGCAGCUUACCUGGUCAAAGCCCUGAGCAGCCUGCUCUGGCUGGAAAUGCAUUUGUGUCUUGUGUUUGAAGAUUCACCACUUGGAGUCAAAGGAGCCCUGGCAGCAGGAACGCAAGUGGUUAUGAUUCCAGAUGAAAAAUUAAAUCCAGAUCUUAAAAAAGAGGCAACACUACUGCUGAACUCUAUGGAGGAUUUCAAACCAGAACUGUUUGGUUUACCAGCAUAUGAUUAG